This is a messenger RNA of Pantherophis guttatus, 7836 nucleotides long. The record is from RefSeq and is a predicted model, not a curated record. NCBI's taxonomy places the organism in Eukaryota, Metazoa, Chordata, Lepidosauria, Squamata, Colubridae.
GAGGCAGGUCCCCCCCCUCCGCUUUGUAAGCUUUCGCGUUUAGGACACAGCCUCCAACCUGUACAGCCGGCAAGCCAAGGAGAGAGAGAGAGAGAGAGAGAGCGGGAGAGAGAGCAAGGCGAGCAGCCUCGUCCAAAGCCUGGUUCGACCCGUCCCUAUUUCCCUAUUAGAGAAAUAGAGCGCGGCGUUCGUCGUAUAGGUUCGCAUCUCCGCCCUCGGGAGGAUUGCAGAGAGGGAAAGAAAAAAGAAAAAAAAAAGAACGGAAAACCCAAAACCAGCAAAAGGCGAUUCCUAUCCGGCUCCGUUUUUGUUUUGUUUUUUUUAACUUAAGGAGACCUGCGCUCGAGCGAAGAUUUCUGGGGUGAGAAGAAGAGCUUCGCCUGCCUCCCCUGGGAAGAUGGGGCAGGGACCCCCGAAGACCGAACCCCGUUAAAAAAAAAGCCCCGGCUUUGGCGCGGCGUCCGGAUCGUGGCCUCCGCCUGGUGCGCCCGCGUGGUUUCCUUUGGCUCCCGCCUCUCACCACCACCACCCCUCCCACGCCCCAAACACUCCCACCCGCGAACUUUGCUAUCUCCGCACGGCGGGUCUUCGCCUCCGCUUUUCGCCGAGAGGGACCGUCCGUGAGGCAACCCGGCGAGCCGCCUUCCCUGAGCCGCCCUUCCACACACACUCACACACACACACACCCCACCCCCUGAGGCGAAGAAGGGCGCCCCCGAGGCAAAGGGGAGAGGAGGAGGAGGAGGGGGGGAAAGGCGGCCGUUUUUUCCCCCCCGGAGAGCUCGCCCCCUGAGGCAUGGAUGUCGGCGCCCUCCCUUCAGGCCAGAUCAGCGCGCCGGAGGCUCUGAGCGAAGGGGCUCCCCACCAGCUGUCCGCUCGCCUCGCCCGGGAGCUCACCCUCCCAGCAUGUUUCUUUCCAUGAGGCCUCUCCCAGCGCCCAGAGCUUCAGUACAAUGUGCAGAUGGAGACUGAUACAGGGUGCCUCCUCCGCCUCUGCCCACCUGCCUUCCUCCUCCUCCUCCUCCUCCUCCUCCUCUUCUUCUUCCUCCUCCUCCUCCGCCGGCCGCGGCGGCUGCGGCUUCUUGCUGCUGCUCUGCCUGAUGUCUUCGCUGAGCGCCUCCAGCCCUGAGCCCGGGCGCGGCAUGCUGCUCCUCAAGGCCGCCAACGCCUCGUCCGCCUCUUCUUCUUCUUCUUCUUCCUCGCCUUCUUCCUCCUCCUCGGCCUCGGCCGCCAGCGCGGGGAGACACGUGCGGAGCUACGAUCACCUCCGAGGAGACGUGAGGCGGAGGAAACUCUAUUGCUUCAACAAGUUCUUCCUCCGGAUUGAGAAGAACGGGAACGUGAGCGGCACCAAGAGGGACAACUGCCCCUUCAGCAUAUUGGAAAUAACAUCAGUGGAAAUUGGAGUGGUGGCUGUUAAAUCCAUUAACAGCAAUUAUUAUCUUGCCAUGAAUAAGAAUGGCAAAGUCUAUGGAUCUAAAGAGUUUAACAACGAUUGCAAACUAAAGGAAAGGAUAGAAGAAAAUGGAUACAAUACGUAUGCCUCGUUCUCCUGGAAAAAUAAUGGAAAGCAAAUGUUUGUGGCUUUGAAUGGAAAAGGUGGGACAAGGAAAGGACAGAGAACCAGGCGGAAAAACACUACUGCUCAUUUUCUUCCCAUGUUAGUUGACCCACAGAUGAAGGACUUCUUCUACUGAUAGCAGCUGAACCAAAGAUUUUGUCAGGAAUACCUUGUACUCCUCUCAGAAGGCAAAGGCAAAAACAGAGCAGACGUCUGUUUGACGGAAAAGGGGAAGGUUUUCUACUCUCUGUUGAAUUAUGAAGUACCUCUAAUUAGUUACAUGUCAUAUCCUAUAAUCAAGACACAAGCUGGAUCAAAUGGAAUCAGAGCUUUUUCCAGGGCAAGCAAAUUAUGAUUAUUAUUUUUUUAUCUUGCCGGUAGAACUGAAAGGAUAUGAGACAAUGUAUGGGGCGAUGUUGGGGAAAGUUAUUUAUGGAAUACUAACUCAAAUCAAAAGAACUUCAUUCAAGCCUAAUGAUCCAAUGAACAGUUAAGCAUUUACUGUAAGCACAUGGGUCAUAUGCAGAAAGAAGAAAAGAUUUUUUGGAACGGUCUCAUAUGGAAGAGAUGAAUAGGAUUAAGAAAUAUAAGCAUAUUAAAGUUGUUCUAACAAAAUAAAUAGUAUGAUUCCCCAUCUCUUUGUAUGCUAACGCCAUGCCUUUGUAUUUCUCCCUAAGUUAUUUAUUUAAUAGGAUGUUAAAUAUCUUUCUUCUCUUUUUUUUUUUUGAUUGUUUGAAGGAUUUUCUUAGUUGCUUCCUCUUGCAUAAUGGUUCUUUUCCUGCUAUCUAUAUUCUUUGCAAGAUUGACAAAGUCAAACCUUGAAACCUUGCCCAAAUUUCCAUAAAUACAGGAAGAACAACACAAAGGAAAAAUAUAGGAUUGUAGAUUGUGUUCAGUUGUGUCCCCCCCCUUAAACCUUGUCUUUUAAGAUUUGCACUUAAAAUCGAUAGGAUCAGAAAUGAAUGGAAAUUCAUCAACAGGAUCUGUGUGCAUUUUAUCAACAUCUUUGAUUACUGCUUCCCUCACAGAUCCAAAACUUCCUAUAAAGCAUCAUCUACAGAAUUUUGCUGCUGUUUUGAAGUGGGCAGAAUUUAUUUGGCUAUUCAAAUAUCAUUUAAUGCCUGACCUCAAAGGUAUUGAAAUUGAAUCAUAAUUAUUCUUUUUUUUAAAAAAAAAUGAGUCAUAACUAUAUAUGGCCACAUGUUAUACCAGUGGUUUUUUUUUUAUUUCAGCUGCUUUAAAAUGUGUGGACUUUAAUUCCCAGAAUUCAAAUCUUAACAUUGCUGAGGAUGAGAAAAGCUGUUUAUACUAAUGCAAUUUCUUUUCAGAAAGACAUUGAAUUAAGUAUAUUGAGCUGAUAACAUCUGAGCAGCUAUUUGUUUACAUCACCACACCCAAAAAAAAUACAUAGAAAAAGCCAUUCCUUUAACUGCAGUCUGUUUCAGAAAACAGCCCUGAAAUACAUGGUGUUGAAAAUUGCAUUCUUAAUCUACUGUAAAUACAGUUCAAUUCAGGAUAGUUUCAAAUAAUGCAUAGGAGUUGCAGAAGGGAACGGAAAUUGCAUUUUAGUUACGCUAUCAAACCCAAUGCAAAAGCCUAUUCCAUAAACCCCCGAAGAUUAAGACUAAACCCCUUUUAUCUCUUUGCAGGAAAAUGUACAUUUUCCUGUUAUGACUGAAAUCAUGUGCUAUCCAUGCUGCUCCUAUGUAGUGUUGAAGGCUGUCCAAUGUUCUUGAGCAUAUCAGUUUAAGAUGUCUGUACUUGGGUCUACUAAAAUCUUACCAAAUGAGAAUAACACUUUAAUUGAAGAUAAAGAAUUGGCUGAACAUCAGAUGUGAGCAUUCACUUUUACUUAGGUGUGCUGAUUGUCAGCUGUAUUCCCGGGAGCUUUGAAUUAAAAAGUUUGAGAAGUAGCCUCUCAAUUGAUGGUGCUGAAAAACUUUCCAUGCAAAAUGUAAAAAAAAAAAAAAAACCCUGAAAGAAGAAUAUUGGGAUUGUAUUGUUCAAAACAAGUGGCUGUUCCCUUUUUAUUUUGGUCAUUACUUGCUGUUAAUUUUUAAUACAGGAGUGGAUAAUCCACGAAUCACAUAUUCCUAUGCUCCAUGUUCCUUUUGUACAAUUUCUGGAGCUUCUUAGGGAGAAAAUACCAAACAGCAUGUACUUACUACCAUUACAAUCCUGCUACAUUAACUCUCAGCCAUGGUCCACCAAUAAAAGUGGGAGAAGAGAUUUCAAAAACAAAAGAGAAGUCCAACUCUUGCUCCAAUUCUUCUGUGACAUCAUUUCAAUCUUGGCCCACCCACUACAUCCCUUGGCCACUAGGGGAAAAAAUUAGACAUUGCUUCCUAGGCUGAGAAAUCGAUCAUUCCUACUUUAAUGUUUAGAGGCUAGGCUUUUGUGUAUUAUAUAUUCAAAUGAGUAAUCCUAGCUCCAACUAGGAUUACUUAUUUGAUUUCUGUGGAUUAAGGGUGCACGAUCUAGAAAAGGCUCCACAAUGCGAUCUCUUGUCAGUGUGAGUCCCAAAGAAAUGCCUUGUCAUCUUGGGGUGAAUAUUUAAGGUCCGAAAUGGACUGUGAUGAUCAUACAGCCAUUCCUGGCCAUUUUAGCAUAGUCUACUAUAACUAUAUUGAUGAGAAUGGAUCUGGUAUAAAUUAUUUGAGGAUUGCAGCCACUAUUUUUCUUAUGUGUAUAUAACUCUUAAGAGCCGAUCUACAAGCAACAUCUUUCUUCGUCUAUCAAAAUAUAAGCUAUGGCUCUAAAGCAGGGGUGUCAAACUCAAGGCCUGGGACUGGAUCCGGCCCAUGGGGUGCUUAGAUCUGGCCCACAGGGCUGCCCUGGAAACAGCGAAGGACCAGCUCGUAGUGCCUCUGCCAGAGGGCAGAGGGUUGCAGGAGGCUGUCGCAGCUGAAAACGGAGCUCGGGAGCCUGUUUUCGCUGGCAAAGCACUUCGGCCACCACCGGCACCCCCGACACGAGUGACAUUGAGCUGGCCAUGCCCAUCCUGCCAUAUCCAUGCCAGCCCCCUGAAGUCAAACACAACUCUGAGGCAGCCCUCAAUGAAAUCGAGUUUGACACCCCUGCCCUAAAGUGUAAUAUUGGGCAUAAUUUUAAUGGAGGGUUCUUUUUUCAUAGCUUACACUGAAUAAUGCAGUCUUCACUUAAACAUCAUAUCAACUUCUUUCAGUCUGAAAAAAAAAUUAUAUGAGUUUUAUUUGUUUGUUUUAUUUUAUUUUUCUCUUUAACAUUAGAGAACUAUGGAUCAAUAUAACCAUAACAAGAUUCAUUUUGUUAGAGCAAGUUAAGUAGAAACUGUACAUCCAACCAGCACGUAGCACUCUCUUCACAGUGUAUCCCACUAAAUAAAUGAAGAAAUGCUUAUGUCUUCUUUGCAGUGUCUAUAGUGAAGAGCAAAUGUAGUUUGUUGUUUAAUGAAUAUUAAUAUUCAAAAUACUUUAAGGGGCUAAGUAUAUUGAUACUGCAGGUUAUUUUUCUUUAGUUUUUUUUUUUUUUAUCUCACAAAAAGAAUGGGUUUAAAAUGUUUGGAAAUAGUAGUUUGGUACAGAUGCUUUACAAAUUGGGUUCUUUUUGAAAUAAUGCAUAAUUGUACAGUGUUGAUCAUAUUGGUGAUUUUUAUUGUACUCUUUUCCAUUCUCCAAUUCCCUGAAAAAUCAACUAAAACUGACCAGUGGGGAAAUUAUUCCAGAGUGUAAUAUAGAUUGGUAUAAAGUUUGUACAGGUAGUCCUUAACUUAGGACCAUAAUGGAGCUUGCCCAUCAUGAACGUAACUCGUGACGGCCGUAAAAUGUGACCGACCUGAUUUUAUUACCUUUCUUAUGGAUGGCAUAAGCAAAUCUGUGGUUGUUAAGUGAACGCUGCAGUUGCUAUGGGCGUGGUUUUGCCAAAAAAUGGACGUAAAUGCUAAUUUCUGCAAAAACAUUGUAAAAUGCAGUGAUGUGCAUAGAUGCAGCCUGGUUGGCAAAUGCCCAUAGUGAGGUCACAUGACAGGGGCAGGCGGGGUGAAGGGACAACUGUCAGAACUUCAUAUCCAAUAAGUACUCCCAGUUAGAUGCGUCAGAAUUUCAAAUAGUCACUAAGUCUACAAAUAGUCUACUCCCUGUAGAACAAGGAAAUUUGAUGAGUAAUAAAUAUAAAAUAUAAUGUAAUAAAGAUAAAACACAGUCCAACUAAACUUCCUUGCAUAUGUGCAUGGCAGUGUCUGUACUAUAUCAUAUUCUCAUCUCAACCUCAUCUUUUAUCUAUGAUUCAAUAUUAUUCGAAGGAUUAUAUUUAAAUUGUUCUGUGCAGCCCAUUUGCCAGCUUUCCUCAAUCUACGUGCAUUCUGGAAAGGUGGAUUUCAAAUCCCAGGAUUCUCCACCAGCCUGUUUGUGGCUGGGAAGUCUCAAAAUUGAAAUCAAUCUACCUAGAGAUUAUUGUGUGGGGGGAGGGGAGGGGGAGAUUACCUUAUGCCAAUCAUCCUUAUUUAGACCUGACACCAGGGGUAGUAUUCACUUACCUUCAUUACCAGUUCACAAAUAUCACCUCCGCGCAUGUGUAGGGCUUUCUGUGCCUGCGCAGUGCAUCAAAAACGGGGCGUGAUGACAUCCAGGUGGAUGGGCGGAGCCUCCUGCAGCCGCCACUACCGAUUAGCCCGAACCGGAUAGAACCGGCUGAAUACCACCACUGCCUGACACCUAUCCUAGGAUGGAUCUGGCCUUGCAAAAUGUUCAGACUGCAGUUGCUUAGCCUUAAAUACAAAAUGCUUUGCCUGGGUGUUCCCUUAUGCAAGCGGCCCCAAGAAACAUGAGAUGGUGGAAUAAUUGUCUUGCGCAGCUCGCCCCCCCCCCCCCCCCCCGCUUUCACUAGAUGUUGCCGACUGACUUCUGCUUCGAGUCACAUGGGCAAAACAGUAUUUGGCAGAAGUCACCUUUCCCUGCCUGAUACAGUGAAAUACAGCUCCCAGAAAACAAGAGUUGCACCAGACUGGGAAAGGCUGGGCUAAAAUAUUUUUUCUUGCAGUUGAACAAAAAUGCUUUACUCUCUGUAAAACUACCAAGAGUUCGAUUUGGAGAUCAUGACGGUCCCUAUCAUGGCUGCAUAAUGAAAGGCUUGUCCUAUUAGGGGAAAAAGCUUUCCUUGUGUUACCUUUGUUGUUUUGUUUUGUUUUCAAAGUGAUAAUUGCAACUGACAAGGCAUGGUGGACCACCCACAACAAAAAAUAAAUGUUUGGUUGACAAAGGAAGGAUUGGAUGACCACUCUCCAGAAGAGUCGAUGUGGUACAAACAAGCAUUGGUUUGGGGGAAGGGAAGAUGUGUAAACAUUCAUAAUUACAGGACUUCAAAAAUCUGUAGAAAAGCUUCUUGUGGGGAAAAAAAAGAUUGGGUAUAAAAAUAUUUAUUAAUAAAACAUAAAAAUUAAGGUGAACAGAUGUAAAGAUAUACAAAGUGGGAGGUUAACAAUGUUGCUCUCCUUAUAAAAAUGUCUAUACUUUUCUUUCCAAAUGUCUUUGAUGUUUAUUAGAGAAGGAAAAAGAAUCAAUUUUUUUUUCUGGUUUAAAUUUGCUUUUACUGUGCAGAAUGUAACAAAGUCCCUAAUAAAUUGAGCUAUUGAUGUAUUUUCCUGAAAGGAAAAGAAUUUUUUUCCCUCUCUCUCUCUCUCUUAAAUCAUUUGCCUCUAAAAUGAGAAUUACAUGUGCUGAAAAUGCAGUACAUUAAUGAAAGCAGAUUUUUAGAGCUUAGGGGUCAUCCUUCUUUCGAACAGGUAAAAUAAUUGAAAAGGUUGAAAAUAAGGUAAUUUGGAGGGAAAAAAACUGACAAGGAAUGACUAAAUGUAUUCAGAGUCUGCCUUGGGUUUUUGAAGACCUCUCAGCAGACGUUCGUAGCUAUUUCACUGAUGCUUGAGCGUUUUUAAAAUAAUUUCAAAAAUCCUGCAAAGUUAAUGUGCCCACUAUAGCAGUUCUUUGCUGCAGUUUUCCAGAGUAAUAUUGUCCCAAUAUUGAGCGCAUGUACAAGGAAUUUCUCAAUGUGAAAUAUUGUUUGAAACAAAUCCAAGCACUGAUAUAACUCAUUUUAAAGGGACUUGUGCUAGAGAGUUUAUGGGUAGAUGUAAAAUGUCUUUCUAUACUCAUCAUAAAUCUGAGACAAUCUGAUCAUAAUUUCUAAAAAAAAAAAGGAUGUGCACGGUAUGUGUGUUUUGUGGUUAUUGUUGUUUUUUUAAAAAAAAAAUAGGUUGAACAUGUACAGUAUAUUUAAAUAAUAAAAGUUAAAAAAUAACUACA